AUGAUCUUUUACCAGAAGGCAUACAUCGGCUUGGUGGCAGUCUUAGCCCUUACGAUCGCGCUCCACUCGAGUCCGGUUGCAGCUCUUACGCCACAAACAUGUGCCACUCACUUCCUUGAUGAUCCUAAGAAACAUCCGUUCGCCUCCUGCGGGGACGCUAACGGUGUAGAUCACCCUUGCCACUUUGAUGACUGCUACGACCCUCAAAGUGGUACCAAGUACGAAAACUUCAAGUUCAAGAUUUGCUUCAACGACCACAUAAAAUCAUAUCCAGCUGAAGUAGCUCCAAUCCAAUAUUACCAGUACCACAAGUAUGGAUAUGUUGCUGUCCAAUCUCGCAAGGAUGGUAACUGGUAUAACUGCAGAUACUCAGAUGACGAAGUCAACUCGCACGUACUUUACUGUCCCUCGUGUAAUAACUAG
Messenger RNA from Puccinia graminis f. sp. tritici CRL 75-36-700-3, 423 nucleotides. RefSeq lists its product as uncharacterized. NCBI's taxonomy places the organism in Eukaryota, Fungi, Basidiomycota, Pucciniomycetes, Pucciniales, Pucciniaceae. The record is from RefSeq and is a predicted model, not a curated record. The coding region runs from base 1 to 423 and encodes 140 amino acids. The transcript is spliced from 5 exons.